Messenger RNA from Pseudozyma hubeiensis SY62, 1083 nucleotides. RefSeq names its product potential mitochondrial Complex I, NUHM_24kd subunit. Lineage: Eukaryota; Fungi; Basidiomycota; Ustilaginomycetes; Ustilaginales; Ustilaginaceae. The record is from RefSeq and is a predicted model, not a curated record. Gene Ontology annotation, molecular function: NADH dehydrogenase activity. The coding region runs from base 1 to 1083 and encodes 360 amino acids. The transcript has 2 exons.
AUGCGGUUUUUUGGCUUCAGGUUGGCUAUGUUUGAUCUUUUGACGCACGGCUCCGCUGCCUGGAAGAAAAUACAGCAUCGCGCUCUUGGCUUGCUUGGAAAUCACAGGAAUGGUCGUAGCUUUGGUAAUGGCGGGCCAGAGAAACAGCGGCAGAGCGAGUGUUGGAACUUGUGGGAUCGUCCGUCUCACGAGCUUGAUAUCGAGUUGGCGAUCAACUUUCUCCACCUCUGCUCCAUCAUCACCAUCAUCUUCCUCCCUAAGGCGACUCUCAAUAUGGCUGCUCUCCGUACAUCCUCACGAUCGCUCAUGCGAUCCGCAGCUGGCGUUGUCGGUGCUGCGACUCGAUCCAAUAUCGUUGCUGUCGCAAGCAGCUCUUCCCGCACCGCUGCCAACCGAACCAUCUCCACUUCGGCAGCUCGAUCCUCCGACUCUCUCUUCGUCCACCGCGAUACCGACUACAACAACCCAGACAUUCCAUUCCAGUUCAACGAGGAGAAUGCAAAGAUGGCACAGGAGAUCAUCUCGCACUACCCCGAGCAGUACAAGAAGGCAGCCGUGAUCCCCCUGCUCGACCUUGGUCAACGACAGAACUCGGGUUGGGUCUCCAUCUCAGUCAUGAACUAUGUCGCCAAAUUGCUCGAGAUGCCACCCAUGCGCGUCUACGAAGUGGCUACCUUCUACACCAUGUUCAACCGCGAACCCGUCGGCCAGUACUUUUUGCAACUUUGCACCACCACCCCUUGCAUGCUCGGUGGUUGCGGCUCGACCAAGAUCCUGGAGGCGCUUGAGUCCAAGCUCGGAAUCAAGGCUGGCCAGACCACAAAGGACAAGAAGUUCACCUUGGUCGAGGUCGAAUGCCUGGGUGCCUGUGCAAACGCUCCUAUGAUUCAGAUCAACGACGAUUACUACGAGGACCUGACACCAGAGAGCAUGAACAACAUCAUCGAGAAGCUUAGCAAGGGUGAAAAGGUCAAGCCUGGCCCGCAGUCGGGUCGUCACUCGUCGGAGAACGCCGCUGGCCGUACCGCACUCACCUCUGAGCCAUACGGACCAGGCAAGCACUGUGUUCCUGAGUUCGCCUGA